Arabis nemorensis is the source of this 3066-nucleotide messenger RNA. The record is from the annotation of a GenBank genome assembly. Lineage: Eukaryota; Viridiplantae; Streptophyta; Magnoliopsida; Brassicales; Brassicaceae.
AUGAAAUGCGAAACAAUCUCCUGCCAUCCUCCCCAAAUCCCAAUGUGUGAGGUUUCUCUCGUUGAUCGAGCUCUGAAACCCAAUAGUAACCAGUCCAUGUUCGUUAAGAAAAUCGUCGACGUCGUUAUUCAAAGGCUCAGUACCAUUUCAUGCUCAGAAGGAGAAGAGCCUGAAAUGGCUACUCCAUAUGGACUCGAACAUCGGAUCAAGCAAGUCGAGGAAAAGUUGGGUUUUGAUCUCUGCGACGAAACUCGAAUCGUCGGUAUCGUUGGGAUGCCUGGUAUUGGAAAAACCACUCUCGCCACGGAGCUUUUCAACAAGAAUAGACACAAGUUUAAUCGUUGCGUGAAUUUCCUGGACAUCCGUGAGAGGUUGUUGACAUUUCGUGCUGAUUGUUUGAGACAGAAGUUCCUUGCAGAUUUACUGGAGGACCCAAAGAUAGAAAUACCUGAUGGGACUACAUACGAUGAUUACUUAAAGAGUAAACUUCAGUUGACUAAAGUCUUUCUUGUUCUUGAUGAUGUGAGUUGCGCAAGACAUAUAAAUGUUCUUCUUGGGGACCAAAACUGGAUUAAGAAAGGAAGCAGGAUUCUUGUUACAACCCGUGACAGGGCUUUCAUCACCGAGUUGGAUCCAAAUGCUUACGUGGUUCCAAGAUUGAAUCUUGAAGAUGGGUUGAUGUACUUCAGCUUUUAUGCUUUCGAAGAUCGAAUCUGCAAUCCCGAGGUGGGAGAUUAUCUGAAAAUGUCUAGAGAAUUUGUGGAUUACGCUAGAGGCAACCCAUUAGCUCUCAGGGUUUUGGGUAGGGAUCUUCUUGGAAAAACCGAGGAUCAGUGGAAAUUGCGGCUUGAUACGUUGGCAAAAAUGCCCAACAAGAGGAUUCAAGAUCUAUUGAAGAUAAGUUAUGAUGAACUUAGUGAAGAGGAGAAAGAUGCGUUCCUUGACGUAGCGUGUUUCUUCAGAUCAGAGGAUGACUAUUAUGUGAGAAGUUUAUUGGAUUCAGGGGAUCAUGUUUCCUCGGAGGCUGCGAGUGAGAUAACUGAUCUUGCUUACAAGUUUUUAAUUAGUAUAGCUGGCGGACGCGUAGAGAUGCAUGAUUUACUACAUACAUUCGCCAUGGAACUCUGUUCAUUAUCAUCCUCUGCAACUGAUCAAGCAAAAUGUAGGCUGUGGAAUUGUAACUCCAUUGUUGCUGCACUACAGGGAAAAAUGGAAAUCAAAAAUGUGAGAGGCAUUUCUCUAGACAUUUCUCAAGUAACAAAAAUGCCUAUAAGCAGUUCAGUCUUUACCAAAAUGUGCAAUCUUCGGUACCUUAAAUUCUACAGUUCUACUUGUCCUCGGGAAUGUGAAGAUGACUGCAAGCUAAACUUCCCUGAUGGACUUUCGUUACCACUGGAAGAGGUCAGAUACCUCGACUGGCUGAAAUUCCCGUUGGACGAACUUCCAUCAGACUUCAAACCCAAGGACCUUGUAGAUCUCAGGCUGCCUUACAGCAAGAUUAAACAAGUCUGGAAAGUUUCCAAGGAUACACCGAAACUGAAGUGGGUUGAUCUUAACAACUCGAGAGAGUUAAAGACAUUGUCAGGGUUUUCAAAGGCUCCAAAUCUUUUGAGAUUGAAUCUUGAAGGUUGCACAAGCCUAGAUUGUUUAUCUGCUGAAGAGAUGCAAACAAUGGAAAGUCUUGUUUUCUUGAACCUCAGAGGAUGCACAAGUCUCUGGCAUCUACCGGAGAUGAAUCUGACUUCAUUGAAAACUCUUAUCCUCAGCGGCUGUUCGAAGCUUCAUAAAUUUCCGCUAAUUUCAGAAAAUCUAGAAUCUAUGUACUUAGAUGGAACUGCAAUUAAGGAUCUCCCUUCAGACAUUGUGAAGCUUCAAAGACUUAUCUUAUUGAAUCUAAAGGAGUGUAGAAGACUGGAGAGUAUUCCAGAGUGUAUUGGAAAGCUAAAAGCUCUUCAAGAACUGAUUCUCUCUGGUUGUUCAAAUCUCAAGAGUUUUCCGACUGUUGUAGAUAACAUGGAACAUUUCCGGGUUUUACUACUUGACGGAACUUCAAUCGAAGAGGUGCCAAAGAUGUUCCGCGGUAGUAACAACCUAUUGUUUCUGCGGCGUCUAUCUUUAUGCAGAAAUGAUGCGAUCUGCAGCUUAGGAUCUGAGAUCAGUCAACUGUAUCAUCUCAAAUGGUUAGACUUAAAGUAUUGCAAGAAACUCAUAUCUCUUUCGACACUUCCACCGAAUCUACAGUGCUUAGAUGCACAUGGUUGUAUCUCCUUGCAAACAGUCAUGAGUCCUCUAGCCUUUAUUAUGCCAACGGAAGUGAUUCACACCAUGUUCAUCUUCACCAAUUGUUGCAAACUCAAUGAAGUCGCAAAGAAUGAUAUUGUAUCCCACAUUCGGAGAAAAAGCCAAAUGAUUUUAGAUGAUCACCACAAUGGGAGUUUUGUCUUCCGAGCUUUGAUCGGGACUUGCUACCCUGGAUACGAAGUACCUCCAUGGUUCAGUCACCAAGCCUAUGGUUUGGAGUUAGAACAAAAGCUACCUCCACAUUGGUGCAACGAUAAGUUUCUUGGAAUAGCUCUAUGUGCCAUCGUCUCGUUUUGUGGCUACAAAGAUCAAAACAAUCGUCUUCAGGUUAAAUGCACAUGUGAGUUUGAAAACUUAGAUGCAUCAUGUAGCCGGUUUAGUGUUCCAGCUGGAGGUUGGUUCGAACCAGGGAAUGAGCCCCGUACGGUCGAGUCAAACCAUGUCUUUAUUGGCUACAUAAGUUGGUUGAACAUCAAGAAACGACAAGAAGAGGAUUACAGGAACGGAUGUAUUCUUACUGAAGCUAAGCUUAGAUUCCAAGUGACAGAUGGGACUGGUGAAGAUAUUGCACAAUGUGAAGUGGUGAAGUGUGGGUUUUCUUUGGUGUAUGAACCUGAUGAUGAAGUUAGUAAUGGUGUUUCUUCAGGGGUGGUGACAAGAAUGAAUGCUGGGCAAGGUGAGGUAUCCACUGAAGACAGCAGUGAUUAUCCAAUUGCAACUCCAACAACAGCUCACGCUUCUUCAAGUGAAAACAGUUUCUCAUAG